Brenthis ino (lesser marbled fritillary) is the source of this 7770-nucleotide messenger RNA. Lineage: Eukaryota; Metazoa; Arthropoda; Insecta; Lepidoptera; Nymphalidae. The record is from the annotation of a GenBank genome assembly.
AUGAAUCCGGGCUACGCAGGACGUACAGAGUUGCCCGACAACUUGAAGGUGCUAUUUCGAACGGUGGCCAUGAUGGUGCCCGAUUACGCUAUGAUUGGGGAAAUUACGCUGUAUUCUAAUGGUUUUGUUAACGCUGGACCACUAGCUCGUAAAAUAGUCCAAGCGUACAAACUGUGUUCAGAACAACUAUCGUCACAAAACCACUACGAUUAUGGCAUGCGAGCUGUGAAGUCAGUUUUGUUGGCGUCCGGCGCCUUAAAGAAGAACUAUCCAGAAAAGGACGAGUCUCAACUCGUUUUGAGAGCAAUUAUUGAUGUCAAUAUGCCCAAGUUUUUGUCACAGGACGUGCCGCUGUUCGCGGGCAUCUACUCAGACCUGUUCCCGGGCGUGGAGAUCCCGCAGCCGGACCGCGCCGAGCUGCUGCACUGCAUCCACCGGGAGCUGGAGAAGAGGAACCUGCAGCCCACCGACUGGUACCUGGAAAAGAUUAUACAGAUAUACGAAAUGAUGCUCGUCCGUCACGGCUUCAUGAUAGUAGGCCCCCCCAUGGGCGGCAAGACGCAGGCCUACCAGUCCCUGGCGGAGUCGCUGAGGGCGUUGCAGCUGAUGAAGCCACCCCCCAGGCACAAGGAGUUCGGAGCCAUAUACAGGAUCAUCAACCCCAAGGCGAUUACCAUGGGACAGCUUUAUGGGUGCUUUGAUCCUGUGUCGCAUGAGUGGUCUGAUGGAGUGCUAGCGAUAGCAUUCAGGGAGUACGCGAUGUCGGCGACGCGCGACCGCAAGUGGAUCCUGUUCGACGGGCCCGUCGACGCCGUGUGGAUAGAGAACAUGAACACCGUGCUCGACGACAACAAGAAGCUCUGCCUCAUGAGUGGGGAGAUUAUACAGAUGACGAACAAAAUGAAUCUAAUCUUCGAGCCAGCUGACCUGGAGUUUGCCUCCCCGGCCACGGUGUCCCGCUGCGGGAUGAUUUAUAUGGAACCGGAACAGUUAGGAUGGCGAGCAUUCCUCACGUCGUACAAUACGCACCUUAGCAAGAAGCUCAUCCCGGAGCAGUACGACCUCAUACAGGAGUUGAUAGAAUGGCUCGUGCCGCCCAUAUUUGAGUAUCUGUUGAGGUGUAACCACUUCGUGCGAGUAGGGGAGAUACAUCAGUUCCACUCAUUCACACGGCUAUUCACGUGCUUACUGGAAGGUGAAGCUCAAUUCAGUACAAUGUGGCUGCAGUGUACGUUCGUGUUUUCCUUGCUCUGGGGACUGUGUGCUACCAUUACAGGUGACAGUCGCAAAGGUUUCGACUCAUUCUUCCGUAAGCUCUUAGACGGCAGUAACACAGCGUAUCCUAAACCCAAGUCCUUUAAACUGACCAAAAACCAGCUAUUUCAGGAUAAGGACACUGUGUUCGAUUAUGUAUACGACAAGAGAAAUAAUGGCACAUGGAUAUCUUGGGUGGAGUUAGAGAAAGAAGUACCGUUGGCGGCUAAUGCUAAGGUUAACGAUCUAAUUAUUUUAACAAAUGAGAACGCCUGUCUCCGUUUCUUCGUGAGCAAGAUGGUGCAGUCCAAAAUACCCAUUUUACUAGUGGGCCCGACUGGAACCGGGAAAUCCUCUCUUGUUCUAAACUUCUUACUCUCUCUGCCCAAAGAGAAAUAUAUUACUAAUACUAUUAACUUUUCGGCAAGGACCACUGCUAACCAGACGCAGGAUAUAAUAAUGUCGAAAGUAGACAGACGGAGGAAAGGUGUAUUUGGACCUUCGAUGGGGAAGAAGUGCGUGCUGUUCGUGGACGACCUGAGCAUGCCUGCGCGCGAGCAGUGGGGCGCUCAGCCGCCACUGGAGCUGCUGCGCCAGUGGGCCGACCACGGACACUGGUACGACCUCAGGGACAUGGCGCGCCAGGAGGUCGUCGACGUGCUCUUCGUGUCCGCGAUGUUACCGCCGGGCGGCGGGUCCAACCUCAUAUCUUCGAGACUUACGAGGCACAUGCUGCUCAUAACGUUAGAUGCGUUCGAAGAUAACACUCUCAACAAGAUUUUUGUUACAAUCAUGGAUUGGCAUUUUGCAAAAGGAUUUCCAGACAGUCUCGCCAGACAGAGUAAGGCAGUAGUAAGUGCGACGAUGGAAGUAUACAAGAGCGUGACGGUCCAGUUCCUGCCGACGCCCAGCAAGUGCCACUACCUGUUCAACUUGCGGGACUUCGCGCGCGUCAUCAGGGGCGUACUGCUCGUGCCCGCCUCGCACCUCAAGGAGCUGUCCAAGCUGGUGCUGCUCUGGAUACACGAGACCUACCGCGUGUUCUAUGACCGCCUGGUGGAUGACGCCGAUAGAGUGAAGCUGUUCGACAUAAUAUACAAGGCGGUGUACGGCAACUACCGCGUGCACAUGGACCAGGUGCUGGCGGAGCUCGGCUACGUGCCCGAGGGAGACAAGUGCGCCAACAGACACGCCGCUAACAUAUUCUUUGGCAAUUACAUGGAACCGGAUGCUGACCCUAAGAUCUAUGAUCAGGUAACCGACCUAGACGAUAUGGCGGUGAAAAUGGAGUACUAUCUGGAGGAGUACAACGUGGUGUCCUCGUCGCCCAUGUCGCUCGUCAUGUUCCGCUACGCGCUCGACCACAUCUCGCGGUGCGCGCGCGUGCUCUUGCAGGACAAUGGGAAUCUAUUGCUGGUGGGUGUGGGCGGCAGCGGCAGGAGCAGUGCGGUGAAACUCGCCGCCAGUAUUCUAGAAAUGAACGUUAUACAGAUUGAGAUAUCGAGAGUGUACGGACAGAACGAGUGGCGAGAUGAUAUACGGAAAAUGUUAAUGAAGGCUGGAAUCAUUGGGAAACCCCUUGUGUUCUUGUUUGCUGACAAUCAGAUAAUGUAUGAAGGUAUGGUGGAAGAUAUUAACAUGUUAUUGAAUACAGGAGAUAUUCCAAAUCUUUAUGGUAUGGACGAAAAAGUAGAAAUUUUAGAUAAGAUGCAAGCUGCUGUAAGGGAGUCUGGCAAGAAGAUGGAGACGACUCCGCUGGCGAUGUUCGGGUUCUACCUGGAGCGCGUGAAGGCGAGCCUGCGCGUGGUGCUCGCGCUGUCGCCCAUCGGGGACGCCUUCCGCAACCGCCUGCGCAUGUUCCCCUCGCUCAUCAACUGCUGCACCAUCGACUGGUUCACAGCAUGGCCCCCAGAGGCCCUCGAGCGGGUGGCGUCCAUGUUCAUAUCCAAGAUGGAGAGCGUGGAGAGCGAGCUGCGCGACGCGUGCGUACAGAUGUGCCAGCUGUUCCACGUCAGCGUGGUGCGCCUCAGCGACAGAUUCUACGCUGAGCAAAAACGAAAAGUAUAUGUAACACCGACCAGCUACUUAGAACUAAUAAAGGCAUUUCAAAAUUUAUAUACUUUAAAAGUGGAUCAGAUCACGAGAUCCAGGAACCGUUACGAGACGGGGUUAGAGCAGUUAGACUUCGCGGCGGGGCAGGUGGCCGUCAUGCAGCAGAACCUCAUCGACCUGCAGCCGCUGCUCGUGGAGACCUCGGACAAGACUGAGAAGCUCAUGAUCAAGAUAGAACAGGACACGGUCGUUGUUGAGAAGCAGAAGGAGAUAGUGGGCGCAGACGAAGCCCUAGCCAACGAGGCGGCGGCGGCGGCGCAGGCCAUCAAGGACGACUGCGAGUCGGACCUGGCGGAGGCGGUGCCGGCGCUGCGCGCGGCGCUCGACGCGCUCGACACGCUCAAGCCCGCCGACGUCACGCUCGUCAAGUCCAUGAAGAACCCGCCGGCCGGCGUCAAGCUGGUCAUGGAGGCGGUCUGCGUCAUGAAGGGCAUCAAGGGGGACAGGAAGAUGGAUCCUACCGGCAAGGCUUAUGAAGACUACUGGGGCCCGUCACAGAAAAUGCUAGGAGAUAUGAAGUUCUUGGAGAGUCUCAAGAAUUACGACAAAGAUAAUAUACCUGCUUCCAUCAUGAAGAAGAUCAGAGAUAAGUACAUACCGGACCGCGAGUUCGACCCGGCGGUGAUCGCGAAGGUGUCGUCUGCGUGCGAGGGGCUGUGCCGCUGGGUGCGCGCCAUGGACGUGUACGAUCGCGUCAUCAAGGUUGUAGCUCCUAAAAAGGCGGCCUUAGCAGAGGCCGAAGCAGAACUUCAGACGCAGAUGAACACUCUAAACGAGAAACGAGCUCAGUUGCAAGGUGUACUCGAUAAGUUACAGGCGCUAAACGACGAGUUUGCAGAAAUGACUAGAAAGAAGAAAGGUCUAGAAGAUGAGAUAGAACUGUGUUCCACGAAGCUGUCCCGAGCUGAACAGCUGAUCGGCGGCCUCGGGGGAGAGAAGGCGCGGUGGACGGACCUGCAAAUACAGUUGCAGAAUUUACUAUCUAAUAUUAUUGGCGACGUACUAUUGGCUGCUGGCUUCAUUGCCUACCUCGGCCCUUACACUGUCAACUAUAGGAGGGAAAUUAUACAGACGUGGAAUAAACGGACACAGGAAUUAGAUAUCCCGUGUUCCGAGUCGUUCAGCCUGCUGUCGACGCUGGGCGAGCCCGUGGUCAUCCGCGCCUGGAACAUCGCGGGGCUGCCCGUGGACGCCUUCUCCGUGGAGAACGGCAUCAUCGUGGAGAAGUCGCGCCGGUGGCCUCUCAUGAUCGAUCCUCAAGAACAAGCAAAUAAAUGGGUGAAGAAUAUGGAGCGUGAAAACCAGUUAAAAGUAAUCAAACUAACCGACUCGAACUACGUACGAGUUUUAGAAAACGCGAUUCAACUAGGCCUCCCCGUUAUCUUGGAGAACGUUCGAGAACAACUGGACGCCGUACUUGAACCAGUUUUAUUGAGGAAUAUUUUUAGGUCUGGAGGCAUAGACUGUUUGAAGCUAGGCGAUAACAUCCUGGAGUACAACCACGAGUUCCGCUUCUACAUCACCACGCGACUGAGCAACCCACAUUAUCUACCUGAGAUUGCCGUUAAGGUGACACUGCUGAACUUCAUGAUAACCCCGCAAGGUCUGCAGGACCAGCUGCUAGGCAUCGUGGUGGCGCAGGACCGGCCCGAGCUCGAGCUGAAGAAGAACCAAUUGAUUGUAGAGGGCGCCAACAAUAAGAGGACUUUGAAGGAAAUCGAGGAUAAAAUUUUGGAGGUACUAUCAUCAGCUGGCAACAUUCUAGAAGACGAGUCCGCAAACCAGAUACUAUCAUCCUCAAAAACCUUAUCAAUCGAGAUAGAGGCUAAACAGGCGGCUGCGGCCGUCACCGAGCAGGAAAUAGAUGAGGCGCGCCUCCUGUAUGUGCCCGUCUCCAAGCACAGCUCUGUGCUGUUCUUCUGUAUAUCGGAUCUGGCAAAUAUCGAUCCCAUGUACCAAUAUUCGCUUAAUUGGUUUAUAAACUUGUACAACCAAGCCAUCCAGAACUCGCCCAAGAGUGACAACUUAACGGAGCGUCUGGAGGGACUCAACGCGCACUUCACCCGCAUCGUGUACGAGAACGUGUGCCGGAGUUUGUUCGAGAAGGACAAACUUAUAUUCUCUUUGGUGCUCACCUUGGGAAUACUGAGGGCUAAGGGCGACCUGGACGACGAGCUGGUGGCGUUCCUGCUGACGGGCGGCGUGGCGCUGGAGAACCCGCACGAGAACCCCGCGCCCGCCUGGCUCUCGGAGAAGGCCUGGUCAGAGAUCGUGCGGUGCAGCAAUCUUAAUGGUCUUCGUGGAUUCAAAGAGAACUUUGAAUCAAACUUGGCGGAAUGGAAAGCAUUCUACGACCUGUCGGCGCCGCACGAGAGUGCUCUGCCGCAUCCGUACGAAGAUAUCCGCGGCAUACCUAAGCUCAUCAUAUUGAGAUGCAUACGUCCGGACAAGCUAAUACCGCUCGUCCAACAAUACGUAGUGGAAGAAAUGGGUCGUACCUAUAUAGAACCUCCGCCAUUCGAUUUAGAGAAGUCUUACAACGACAGCAACUGCUCUUCUCCCCUCAUCUUCAUCCUCUCCCCCGGCUCCGACCCCAUGUCGGGGCUCGUAAAGUUCUCCAUGGAGAAGAAGGUGGUCUCAUUUGAGACUAUAUCGCUUGGUCAGGGACAGGGCCCGAUAGCCGCGAACAUGAUCAGACAGGCGGCGGCGUCGGGCGGCUGGGCGGUGCUGCAGAACUGCCACGUGAUGGCGUCGUGGAUGGGCGAGCUGGAGCGCCUCUGCGCCGAGGAGCUGGCGCCGCGCGCCGCGCACCCCGCCGCGCGUUGCUGGCUCACCUCCUACCCCUGCACUGCCUUCCCCGUCACCGUGCUGCAGAAUGGUGUGAAAAUGACAAACGAAGCACCGAAAGGUCUUAAAAACAACAUCUACCGCUCAUACAUGUCGGACCCCAUCUGCGACCCGGAGUUUUACAUCUCUUGUCCAAGGACAGAAGAAUGGCGGAGACUUCUCUUUGCUCUCUGCUUCUUCCACGCCAUCGUGCAGGAGAGAAGGGCCUUUGGUCCUCUAGGGUGGAACAUACAGUAUGAGUUCAACGAGAGUGAUCUGCGGAUAUGUAUUAUGCAAUUACAGAUGUUUCUAACAGAAUACACAGAGAUUCCAUUCGACGCCCUGAACUACUUGGCGGGGGAGUGCAACUACGGCGGGCGGGUGACGGACGACAAGGACAGAAGACUCAUACUGUCUCUUUUGUCCAUAUUCUACAAUGAAGAAGUCACUACGAAUCCUAACUACUCGUUCUCCCCGAGCGGGGACUACGUGCUGCCGCGCAGCAUGGAGCACGCGGCCGUGUUGGCGCACGUGCGCGCGCUGCCGCCGCGCGCGCGCCCCGAGGUGUUUGGCCUGCACGAGAACGCCGACAUCACCAAGGACAACAAGGAGACCGCGAAUCUGCUGUUCGGCUGCCUGCUGACGCGGGGCGCGGGCGCGGGCGCGGGCGCGGGCGGCGCGCGCGCUGGCGCCGGCGUGGAGGAGCUCACGCGCGACGUGGCGGCGCGCCUGCCGCCGCCCUACGACGUGCGCGCCGUCGCCGCGCGGUACCCUGUGCAGUAUCACAAUAGCAUGAACACUGUGCUUAAACAGGAGCUGAUCCGCUACAACCGGCUACUGUCGGUGGUGGCGCGCACGCUGCGCGGCGUGCACCGCGCCGCGCGCGGCCUGGCCGCCCUCAGCGCCGAGCUGGAGGCGUGCCACGCCGCCCUCGCCGCCGGCCGCGUGCCCGACGCCUGGGCGGCCAAGUCCUACCCCUCCAUGAAGCCUUUGGGCUCGUAUAUUGCGGAUUUCCUCGCCAGGCUUAAAUUCUUCCAAGAUUGGAUAGACGAGGGUCCACCAACGGUCUUCUGGAUAUCAGGGUUCUACUUCACCCAGUCGUUUCUGACUGGAGUUCUGCAGAACUACUCGCGACAUAACAAAAUACCAAUAGACCAAGUGCACUUUGAAUUUACAGUCACUAGUAUGGAAGCAACGUGCGAGGAGGAACCAGCUUUUGGAGUAUACUGUAAGCAAACUCAACAAGUGGAUAAUCAAGGCCAGGAACACAGUGUGUUUGUUUGGGGCCUGUUCCUAGAAGGAGCAAGAUGGAACCGAGAAACAAUGCAACUAGAUGAAUCAUAUCCAAAAAUCCUAUUUGACACCAUCCCAAUCAUUUGGUUUCAACCAGCUCUAAUAGUUGAUUUUAACCCACCACCAAGUUAUUUUUGUCCUAUAUACAAAACUAGUGAACGAAAAGGUGUACUGGCAACUACUGGACAUUCAAGUAACUUUGUUAUGUACAUUACUUUGAGAUCUGAUAUCCCAGAGAAGCAUUGGAUUAAUAGAGGAGUAGCGAGUUUGACACAGCUUGAUGAU